Molecule: messenger RNA, 1773 nt
Organism: Marchantia polymorpha subsp. ruderalis
Lineage: Eukaryota; Viridiplantae; Streptophyta; Marchantiopsida; Marchantiales; Marchantiaceae
Source: the annotation of a GenBank genome assembly
CGUAUGAUGCUCGACGAUGGUUAUACGGUCAAGGUCACGGGACUCUUGUUAGCUCAGAUUGUGCGGGACAAGGACGUGAGUACUUCGGGUACGAAGUCUUGAUAGGCACGAAAUAAUAUAACUGUAAAUGGCAGGGUUCAACUGAUAAGGUUCCCCUGACAAAUACAAACCACGUUUGACAAUGACAUCUAAAGGCAUACACUUUGACUCACAUCUGUCGCUUUGGUACCUGUUUUGACGAUUGACUCGAUUCCAUCAAACUUGCACAAUGUACUUCCUCGGAUCGAUCCAUCCCUUGCAUUCGACUCUGCAUUGUUUGUUCAUGUAUGACUCUCGAAGUCCUUCGGACCUACAGAUAGAGUCAGGGUGGGGGGCGAGUGCACAUCAAUUCUGGAGUGCAUGCAGUGCGUGGUUGUUGAUUUCUUCUGAUUCUAGAAGCUCGAAGACUUACGAUGGAAUUUGAACCCAUCGGAAUGGAGUUUCAAAGCGUAGGAUGGGAAGAAGACGAACAGGUGCUGCCAUUCGAAGAAGACGUGGAUCAUGGUCUCGAUCAUCGGGAGUCUCCGAUCUCGGCUUAUAUAAUAUGCGCAGUCGCUGCAUUCUCGUUUAUUGUAGGAGCCCUCACAUAUUUUGCAGCUCACACUGUGGAGAAAGGCCACUUUGGUGUAUAUACAAGGAAUGGAAAGGUGCUUGAUGUUGUUUCUGAACCCGGACUAAACUUUAUGCUCCCAUUCGUCACGACAUAUGAUCAGAUUCAAAGUAGCCGUCGAGUACACCAGGUCAAGAACAUUACGUGUUCAACAGUUGGAGGCAUCAACUUAUAUUUUGAGAAAGUCGAGAUAACAGUUCGUCUACUUAAGGAAGGAGUGCCCGAACUGGUUCGUUCUUUCGGCUUGCAAUACGAGGAGGUUUAUAUCCAUGACAAUGUAAGGAAUGAGAUUGAACACUUUUGCAGCGAACGCACUCUCCAUCAAGUGUACGUGGAGGAUUUGCAGAAGAUUCAUGAUUGGAUAACGUGGGGAAUGAAGAGCGGAAUCAAUUACUUUCUCAGUAUAGAUCCAGCUGCAGUUGAAAUAAUUGCUGUCGUUGUUCAGAAGCCCAAGCUUCCCGAAGCUGUAGCACAGGCUUACGCCAGAUGGGAAGUCGAGGAUGCAGAGAUUCGUCUGAAUGACAUGAUCCUGAAGUCAAAAGAUAAAGAGGCGAUUGAGCUUGUGGAGGCAGAGCUACGCGCAAAGAGAGCCGCAGCAGACGCCAAAGCUAUGGAAAUAUUAUACAGAAGUAAAGCUACGCAAGCGAAAGUACUUGCCGAAUCGUACUACUAUGAGCAGAAACUUAGAGCAGAGGCGGAUCUCAAGGUUGCGGAAAUGGCAUAUUCCGAGGAGCAACUACGUGUUUACAAAGAGGGUCUGGAAGUCCAGAGGAAAAAAGAUCUUGCUGUCGCCAGAUUUCAAAGAUGGGCCCUGGAAAGCUUGAGAGUAGUAUCGGCUAUAUUCCUCGGAGCUGCCAUCCUUCUAGGCCUGAUUUGGCUCAGUGAAACGAAUUACUUGAGCCUGAAAAGAGCUCAGCUCAAAGCGUCAUACGGCUAGGUCCACGUCUGAUAUGAACUAAGUCUGUUUUCAACGAAGAGGAGAAAGAUAGACUAGAUAAUCAUCAGACUGGAGAAAGAUAGACUGGACAAAUUCCCCACAAUUCCAUCAUGUAUAAUCAUCAAAUUAUGAGGCUCUGUUGCACUCGUCAUGGUCCUAUUAUAAAUUUCGACAGAAUUCAAAGCCC